This is a messenger RNA of Colletotrichum chrysophilum, 2784 nucleotides long. RefSeq lists its product as uncharacterized. Gene Ontology annotation, molecular function: serine-type endopeptidase activity; tripeptidyl-peptidase activity. Bases 1 to 2784 code for a protein of 927 amino acids. Gene Ontology annotation, biological process: proteolysis. Lineage: Eukaryota; Fungi; Ascomycota; Sordariomycetes; Glomerellales; Glomerellaceae. The transcript is spliced from 7 exons. Gene Ontology annotation, cellular component: cytosol; cell wall; membrane. The record is from RefSeq and is a predicted model, not a curated record.
AUGCGUGUUGCGAGUGCGCUUGUGUCCGCGCUGGCCUUGGCCGGCACGGGUGUUGCCAAAAUCUCCCGCCGUGCUAUUGACGAGAACGUCCGUCCGUCUAACGACACUGCUGUCGAGCCCAAGAAGUUCAUCUUGGAACUUGAGCAGGGAGCCGAUAAAGAUGCCCUCGUCAAGGAGAUCGAGACCAAGGCGGGCAGUAAGGUCCUCAAGGUCUUCGAUUCGUCCAUCUUCAGCGGCAUCGCCGUCGAGUCUGACAGCGAGAACACUGACUCGCUCGAGGCCCUCCUGCCGGUCGUCAAGGCCUGGCACUCGAGCCGCAUACAGCUCGCGCCCGUCGUCACCGGGGACUCCUUCAGCGACGACGCCGCGGCGCUCAACUACUCCAUCCACUGGAUGACCGGCGUCGACAAGCUCCACGAGCAGGGCAUCCUCGGCAAGGGCGUCAAGGUCGGCAUCGUCGACACCGGCACCGAGUACACCCACCCCGCCCUGGGCGGCUGCUUCGGCGCCGGCUGCAAGGUCGCCGCCGGCUACGACUUCGUCGGCGACGACAACUACUGGCCAUACCCCGGCGAGGAGCGGCAGCCGGACGAGGACCCCAUGGACGCCGCCGGCCACGGCACCCACGUCGCCGGCAUCGUCGCCGGCAAGUCGUCCGAGUUCACCGGCGUCGCCCCCGAGGCCACCAUCUACUCCUACAAGGUCUUCGGCCCCAACGAGGGCACCGGCGAGGAGGUCCUUAUCGAGGCCUUCCUCCGCGCCUUCGCCGACGGCGUCGACAUCAUCACCGCCUCCGUCGGCUCCACCGGCGGCUGGGCCAACAACGCCUGGGCCCUGGUCGCGGACCGCAUCGUCCAGCAGGGCGUCGUCGUGACCAUCGCCGCCGGGAACUCGGGUGACGUCGGCCCCUUUUUUGCAAGCAGCGGCGCCUCCGGCAAGGAGGUCCUCGCCAUCGGCUCCGCCGACGCCUCCAUCGUCUCCGCCCGCCAGUUCGCCGGCACCUUCAACCUCGACGGCCAGUCCAACCGCACCAUCCUCGGCUACCGCCCCGCUGAGGACCUCUUCCCCGCCGACAUCGUCGGCUGGCCCAUCGUCCCCGUCACCCUCAACAUUAGCGUCGAGAACGACGCCUGCGAGCCCCUCGCCGAGGGCAUCAACUUCAACAACACCAUCCCGCUCGUCCGCUUCGACGAGGGCUGCGAGGACUGGGAGCGCCAGCGCUGGGUCCAGGAGCGCGGUGCAAAGUUCAUGCUCUUCUACCUCACCGACCGGGCCGUCCUCGGCCACUCGGGCCGCGGCUGGGCGCAGAGCCGCUGGGGCCUGCUGUCCAAGGACGCCGGCGAGGCCAUCGUCAAGACGUACAUCGCCGGCGGCAACGUCACCGCCGACUUUUCCCUCGACCAGAAUAGCAACUACGUCGCCAUGUACAACGCCGGCGGCGGCAAGCCCUCCACCUUCACCUCCUGGGGCGGCACCUUCGACCUCGAGCUCAAGCCCGAUGUCACCGCUCCGGGCGGCCGCAUCUUCGCCCCCUUCGUCGGCGGCCGCUACAGGGAUCUCUCUGGCACAUCAAUGGCAUGCCCGUACGUCGCCGGCGUCGCGGCGUUAUACAUCUCCGCCCAUGGCGGCCGCUCCGUGCACGGCGCCGGCUUCGCCAAGACGCUGGCCAACCGCAUCAUCGCGUCUGGCCGCGCGGUCCCUUGGUCCGUCGGCACCACGCGCGACUUUGGCUUCUGGGCGCCGCCGAUCCAGGUCGGCAGCGGCCUGAUUGACGCCGUCGCCGUCCUCAACGCGACUUCGCAGCUGUCUGGGGAGACCAAGUUCGCUCUCAACGACACGAACCACUUCUCGCGGUACCACGAGGUCGACAUCAGCAACACGGGCACCACGGAGCUGGAGUACCGGUUCCAGGUGCAGGCUGCGGGCGGGUUUGAGUCUUACUGGACACCUGAGGCUGCUUCCAACCCCGAGCUGAUUGGUGUGCCUCGCAUCAAGGACUUCAUCGAGAUCGAGCCGUUCAAGAUUGAUGCUGUUGUCGGUCUGCCGUCUGGAACCUUCAAGGUCGGACCUGGCGAGACCAAGACUGCCAAGUUCUCUUUCGACAUUCCCCAAGGCCUUAACUCCUCUAGACUUCCCAUCUGGAGUGGAAAGGUUCUCAUCAGUGCCAGCAACGGUGAUGUUCUCUCCGUGCCCUACUAUGGCGUCGGUGGAAGCAUCAAGCACGACAUUGUCGACAUGUUCUACACCUCCAUGGGCUAUCCCCGCAUUGCCUCUGGUCUCAACAGAACUCUCAUCUCCGAGAAGUCAAGCUUCACCUUCGACCUCUCCCUCGCCGCCCAGGACUUUGUCAGGCUCCAAGUCGCCUUGACCUGGGGCACCCGCGAACUGCGCUGGGAUAUCUAUGAGCCUUCGUACCAGGAACGCGAAUGGGCCUACCCUCCCGUCGUCGGCGAGAACAAGUACAUCGGCUCCGUCGCCUCCUUCGACGUCUACAACACCGUCAACUACCCCAACUUCGACCCCGCCACCGACAGCGUGAACAACACCUUCUCCUACCCGCUGCAGUACCAGCCCCGCGACUCUCCAUACGAGUCCUGGUGGCUCGGUAAGCUUGCCGACGGCUCUCAAAUCAAGCCCGGCAAGUACAAGAUGCGCAUCGCUGCCUUGGUUCCGUUCGGGAACCCCAAGGCGUCGGAUAACUGGGAGAUCUACGAAACCCCCGUGAUUGAGGUCCUUCCCCUUCCCAGCAACUCUACUGCUGCACUUCGUCACAGGAGGAUGUGA